AGCGGGGCGCGCGCCUAAAAACCGCACACACACACACCGCUCUCGGUUCAGGGCGGAUCGGGAUUUUUUGUCACAGUGAUCCCGCUUGAACAGGAUUUUCCUGUUUAUCCUGGUUUUUGUCGUCCGAGCUUGUUAUUCUCCAGCAGAAUUAUCUGGAAUAUUUCCCAUCCUCUAAUCGAAACGCCGUUUGAACGCGGAAAAAAACGCCGGUCUGCUUUUGUGCUGAUGUAAAUGAUGCUCGUGCGCCCGGUAAACGCGCAGCGGGGAGAGCGGCGCGUCCGCUCGAGCUGAUGACAAUAGCGGACUUUAACGAUAUAAACGCGAAGGAUACAAACAGAACCUUUGGGAAAAGUCGGGAAACAUGUCUCUCAGCAGAAGCAUCGAGCUCGAGCACUUUGACGAGCGGGACAAGGCGCACCGCUCCAAACGCGCGGUGGUUUCGGGCGGCUCGGGUUCGCGCGCGAGCAGUCUGGUACCGAGUCCCGCGCACAGCGCGAACUGCAGCUUCUACCGCACGCGCACGCUCCAGACGCUCAGCUCCGAGAAACGAGCCAAGAAGGUUCGGUUCUACCGGAAUGGAGACCGGUAUUUCAAGGGUCUGGUGUACGCGGUGUCCAAUGACCGCUUCAGAUCAAUGGACGCGCUCCUGGCCGAGCUGACGCGCGCGCUCACGGAUAACCUGCACCUGCCGCAAGGUGUGCGCAACAUCUACAGCGCGGACGGCGCGAGGAAGAUCGUGAGCCUGGAGGAGCUGGUGGAAGGGGAGAGCUACGUGUGCGCCUCGAACGAGCCCUUCAGGAAGGUGGACUACACCAAGAACGUCAACCCCAACUGGGGGUCGAGGGGGGCGGGGCCAGUGGGCGGAGCCUCUCGCCUCGGGCCUCCUCGCGCAGCGGGGGAAUCUAAAGACUUCAUCAAACCCAAACUGGUGACGGUGAUCCGGAGCGGCGUGAAGCCGAGGAAGGCCGUGAGGAUCCUCCUGAACAAGAAGACGGCGCACUCGUUCGACCAGGUGCUCGCUGACAUCACCGAGGCCAUCAAACUGGACUCAGGGGUGGUGAAGAGACUCUACACGCUGGACGGCAAACAGUUGACGAGUCUGCAGGAUUUCUUCGGUGACGAUGACGUCUUCAUGGCGUGCGGUUUGGAGAAGUUCCGCUACGCUCAGGACGACGCCGCUAUCGGACACGCGGGGAAGGCCGUCGCGGCCGCCUUCGUUAACGAGUGCAAGAAAUCUCGACCGCCGGUUCCUCCGAAGACAGCAGGAACCAAGAGCCCCGGGGUCCCGCGCUCCAAAUCACCUUUAUCUGCCAAUGAGGCUCCGAGAAGCGGGUCUCCGCCGAUGAGGUCAUCAAAGUCUCCCGACAGCCGUAAAACGUCCAUGCAUGAGGCGUCUCCGUCCCCGACAGCCUCCAGUGUCCUCAAUGAUGAAGAAGAGCACACUCCGGAGGUGAACGGCAAUGAUGUUCAGUCGUCGGUCAUCAGUGAGAAAUACAAAGUGGGGAAAGUCAUCGGCGAUGGAAACUUCGCUGUCGUCCGAGAGUGUGUGGAGAGGUCUACAGGACAGGAAUAUGCGCUGAAGAUCAUAGACAAGGCCAAAUGCAGCGGAAAGGAGCACCUGAUAGCCAAUGAGGUGGCGAUACUGCGCAGGGUUCACCACCCCAGCAUCAUUAUGCUAAUUGAGGAGUUGGACACGCCCACUGAGCUGUAUCUGGUCAUGGAGCUGGUAAAGGGCGGUGACCUGUUCGACGCCAUCACUUCCUCCACGAAGUACACGGAGCGAGACGCCAGUGCCAUGCUGUUCAACCUGACCGGCGCGCUGAGAUACCUGCACCACAUGAACAUCGUACACAGAGACAUCAAACCUGAGAACCUGCUGGUGUGUGAGUACCCUGACGGCACUAAGUCUCUGAAGUUGGGUGAUUUCGGGCUGGCUACAGUGGUGGAGGGGCCGCUACACACCGUCUGUGGGACGCCGACGUACGUCGCCCCGGAGAUCAUCGCAGAGAGCGGGUACGGGCUGAAGGUGGACAUCUGGGCGGCGGGUGUGAUCUCCUAUAUUCUGCUGUGUGGGUUUCCUCCGUUCCGCAGCGAGAGGAACCAGCAGGAGGAGCUGUUCCAGCAGAUCUUACUGGGCCGACUGGAGUUCCCCUCCCCGUACUGGGACAACAUCAGUGCCUCUGCUAAGGAUUUAAUUGGUAAGAUGCUACAAGUGAAUGUUGGUGCUCGUUACACAGCUGACCAGGUGCUGGAACACCCGUGGGUGCAGGACGAUGCAGUGAUGGACAUCAACAUGGCGUGUGAUAUGGAAGACAGUGUUGAAUCAAAAAUAACACACAACAGCACGGUAGCAGAGGCUGAGGUGGUGGAUCAUCUCCAUGGAACUUCAAAGAACGGCACAGUAGAUCACAGCUGGCAGUAAACUGAGGACGCAGAAGAGGAGAAACCCUGAUCAACACCAAUAACCUCAACACUGAGACCAGACCAGAACACCUUCUCUGAUCAUCAAUAUUAAUCAUGUUCUAGUGGUAGUGACAUGCUGAAACUUCUAACAUUAAAGGGAAAACAGGUGAAAAAACACCUCAGAACACCUUAGCAACCGCAUAGCAACAUGGAAUCCAUCGCAGUUUGUUUGCGUGCACUAAUGUUCUUCAGUCCUAUCCGAGUUCACAUUCUGAAAGUUCUGUUUAUAUGCACCUUAAACUUUCCGAUACGAUUCACAUUUUCCUUUACAUGUGCGUUUAUGUAUCCUGAACUAAAUUCAGACAUUUUUCCUCAGAAUUCUAAAUUAGAAUUUUAGAUUUUUUUUCCACAGAAGUUUCUCACAAUUCUGACUUUUUCUUGGAAUUCUAAAUUUACAUCUCACAAUUAAAUUCUUUUUAAAUUCACAUUUCAGAUUUUUCCCCUUAUAAGUCUACAUUUACAUCUCACAGUUCUGACAUUUUUUCUUGGAAUUAUGAAUUUACAUCUCACAAUUUGACUUUUUUCCUUGGAAUUCUAAAUUUAGACCUCACAAUUCAGACUUUUUUCAUCAGAAUUCUAAAUUUACAGUUCACAGUUCGGAAUUUUUUCCCCGGAAUUCUGAAUUUACAUUUCACAGUUGAGACUUUUUUCAUUGGAAUUCUAAAGUUACAUUUACAUCUCACAGUUCAGACAUUUUACCCCGGAAUUCUAAUUUUACAUCUCACAGUUCCAAAUUUUUUCCUUGGAAUUCUAAAUUUACAUCUCACAGUUACUAUUUCUUCCUCUGGAAUUAUUAAUUUACAUUAAACAAUUCCAAUUUUUUUCUUCGGAAUUCUAAAUUUACAUCUCACAGUUACGAUUUUUUUCCUUUGGAAUUAUAAAUUUAUCUCACAAUUCCAAUUUCUUACCCCGUAUUUCUAAAUUUAAAUCUCACAGUUACUAUUUCUUGCUCUGGAAUUAUCAAUUUACAUCAAACAAUUCCAAUUUUUUCCUUGGAAUUCUAAAUUUACAUCUCACAGUUCAGACAUUUUACCCCGGAAUUAUAAAUUUACAUCUCACAGUUACUAUUUCUUCCCCUGGAAUUAUCAAUUUACAUUAAACAAUUCCAAUUUUUUUCUUCGGAAUUCUAAAUUUACAUCUCACAGUUACGAUUUUUUUCCUUUGGAAUUAUAAAUUUACAUCUCACAGUUCCAAAUUUUUUCCUUGGAAUUCUAAAUUUACAUCUCACAGUUACAUUUUUUUUUCCUCUGGAAUUAUCCAUUUACAUCUCACUAUUUAAUUUUUUUUUCCCUCGUAAUUCUAAAUUUGCAUCUCACAAUUCCAAUUUUUUCCCUGGGAAUUCUAAAUUUAGAACUCAGUUCUCAAUUCUAGUUGCUUAGUUUUUUCAUCUUGAUUAGGGUUAUUUUAUCACCCCUUCCAAGCAGACUGAAAUUUUGACAUGCAGGAUUUUCAGACCGAUUACUAACAGAUGGUGCAUGAAAAAGACAUGUUAAUUUUCUCCCGUUCUGGUCUGUGUUCGUACGCAGGGCUUCAACUAAACCAGCGACCUCGAUUUUUACCGCACUGUUUCCUAGCCGUCUCUCCCUCUCUGUACAUACAUGUUGAUGUUGGCGUCUGAUCAGAUGCAUCAUUAUCGUCUCAUUUCAGACAUGUGCAUCUUUGUACCUGAAAGCGAUUGAGAGUGUGAGACCGUCUGUAGCUAAAUCAAAACGAUUUAUUUGAAUUGUAUUGGUGGAUGUUUCUUUAAAUCUGAUUUGUGUGAUGAAAUGUGUUACAAGCCUGAUGUAGUUUUAUGACUUUGCUUUACACCAAAUCUUCAGCCUUCGGUGAAUGAGAAUGUGUGUGUAUGUCCAUGAAAUGCCUCCUUUUUUAGAAGAAUUGUUAAUUUAAUUUGAUCUGAAGUGUCGAUCUGAACGAUCGCUUGUGGUAUCACUGGUAUUAACUUUUGUACGGUGGCUGUUCGGGGCCAAGAGCUCCUCAUAAUUAUUCUAAUUAUGAAUUAAUUUCAUGUUUUGUUUUGUAUUGCAACAAUACAUCAUGAGUAGCUGAUAAACCCUGA
Pimephales promelas (fathead minnow) is the source of this 4522-nucleotide messenger RNA. It is a transcript of the gene dclk2b, whose product is annotated as doublecortin like kinase 2b. The record is from RefSeq and is a predicted model, not a curated record. Gene Ontology annotation, biological process: intracellular signal transduction; protein phosphorylation. Lineage: Eukaryota; Metazoa; Chordata; Actinopteri; Cypriniformes; Leuciscidae. Gene Ontology annotation, molecular function: protein kinase activity; ATP binding.